AUGAAUCCAGCUAUGACACCUUGUGCAGCACCUCCUGGAUACUAUGGUGGACCAUACAUGCCAUCUCUCAACCCAGGCGGGUGUAGGUAUCCUUAUCCCUGUACACCAGUCCCUGGGAACUACCUUGUGCCAUUUCCACAGGGUAAUGGUGGACCAUUCCCACAACCAUUCUUUGGACCACCACAGCCAUGUCCAAGCAUUCCAUUUGCAUAUGGUCCAUAUCCCAGAAUGUUUCCACCUGAAUACAUGGUACCACAGCAGGCAUACCCCCAACCAUGCAUGUAUGGAGGGCCACCAAUGCCACCAUUGACCCAGUUACAAGAUGGAGGAGCUGUGCAAUAUUCAACUACUAGUGUGUCUCCUGUGCAAUGUCCCACUAUGUCUCGAAUUGAAAUUCCCAACAACCAUGGCCAGGAACUAUCAGAUGGUUCAGCAUCAUUGAAACUUUCAGAUGCCAGCAGCUGUGAAUCUGUCCUGCCUGCAGCAGUAAACUUUCAGCAGCAGAUGCCAACACUUACUGCAGCAGUACAUCAGCAGCAGCAGAUCCCAACAGUUACAGGGUUUUCACAAAUACCGAGUAGUGAUGUAUCACCUGCAGGUAUGCAGUAG
This is a messenger RNA of Saccostrea cuccullata (small rock oyster), 609 nucleotides long. RefSeq lists its product as uncharacterized. The transcript has a single exon. The record is from RefSeq and is a predicted model, not a curated record. The coding region runs from base 1 to 609 and encodes 202 amino acids. NCBI's taxonomy places the organism in Eukaryota, Metazoa, Mollusca, Bivalvia, Ostreida, Ostreidae.